Messenger RNA from Chelmon rostratus (copperband butterflyfish), 703 nucleotides. It is a transcript of the gene nupr1b, whose product is annotated as nuclear protein 1b. The record is from RefSeq and is a predicted model, not a curated record. Gene Ontology annotation, cellular component: nucleus. The transcript is spliced from 3 exons. Gene Ontology annotation, biological process: negative regulation of cell population proliferation; regulation of transcription by RNA polymerase II; negative regulation of cell cycle. Bases 134 to 358 code for a protein of 74 amino acids. Lineage: Eukaryota; Metazoa; Chordata; Actinopteri; Chaetodontiformes; Chaetodontidae.
CCGCAGGUUGAGGAGAACAUCUUGUUUUUGUUCUCUCUUCCGGCUGGAGACUCUCGGACCUUCAUCAUCGCAGCUGUUUGUGAAACUUUGACAAACUUUCUCUCUCUCUUGGAGCAAAUCUCGCAGAAACACGAUGAGCCACGUCGACGUGAAAAACCUGAAGCCCACCAGCUUUGAGGACGAGUACUACGACCAGUACGAGUAUUAUAACCUCACCGAUAAGUACGCAGAAGGCUCAGCCCGGAAAGGCCGGACCAAGAAGGAGGCCAGCGAGAACACCAACAGACACAACCCCUCCGGGCACGAGCGCAAGCUCGUGGAGAAACUGCAGAACAGCGAGAAGAAAGCCAAGGAGUGACUUCUGAGGGCGACUCGGACAGCUUAUCCUGGAAACCGACCACGGCCUCCUUGGCGACAGAACGAGACGUAGAGAUGGCGGGAGCGUCCUGAGCUCCGGUGGGCGAGGUUUAACCUGGGCGUGAGGACGAGCCCACAGAUCCAGCAGUGACCUGGCUGACAGGCAGCAGACUGGGGCUCCUCCGCCUGGAGGUGUUGGAAAGCACUCACCUGUGGUGGGCUGCACCCGGGUCUCUGCUCAGACCGCGGCGGUGCACGUGUGAUUGUGGUGGUGGCAGACGGGUGAUUCUUGAUGUGUUGACGAGUUCUUGAUGGAUUUUUAAAGUACUUUUACUAUUAAAACAUU